Molecule: messenger RNA, 4014 nt
Organism: Tilletiaria anomala UBC 951
Lineage: Eukaryota; Fungi; Basidiomycota; Exobasidiomycetes; Georgefischeriales; Tilletiariaceae
Product: phospholipid-translocating P-type ATPase
Exons: 5
Coding region: 122-3955 (1277 amino acids)
Biological process (GO): phospholipid translocation; retrograde vesicle-mediated transport, Golgi to endoplasmic reticulum; endocytosis
Cellular component (GO): plasma membrane; trans-Golgi network; endosome
Molecular function (GO): magnesium ion binding; ATP binding; ATP hydrolysis activity
Source: RefSeq, a predicted model, not a curated record
UCUCAUCACUCUUGCCCCACAGCUUAGCGCAAGGCUGCUGCUACCGCUGCCACCCCGCCUUUGACCAGCGCCUUGCCAAGGCAGAGCUACUUUAUCCACGAUAAGCUUGUAGGGCAGCAAUAUGAGCAAUCCAAGCGGUUCUGCGAUGCAAUCCCGCACACGGCCACGCGGUGCCAGUCGCUUUCUGACCCAAGGCAGGGGCUUGCGAGGGCGGAUAGCCUUGAACGACGAAGAAGAUGCGCCAUUUGAACGCCCGUCCAGCUCGCGCGAUGUAUACAACGACGAAGUCGAGGAUGAUGAUGACGAGAAUGCUGGUCUACUGGUCAGCGCGGUACCAAUGUCUGGAGCGCUUGCCGCCACACCUCGCACGCCUACAGAGUAUCCUGAUGCUCCAACUCGCGGUGAGAUAGCUUUGCGAAAAAUCAAUGCAAAGCCAUCGCAGCGCGAACGCAAAAGAUCGUGGUGGUGGGGUGGUCGCAGCGACGAUGCGCCUGGGCCCCCGAGAACGGUGACGCUCGGAGAUUCGGAUCGGCAAAGGUCCAAAUAUCCGAAGAACGUGGUGCGAAAUCAAAAGUAUAACGUCUUCACCUUUCUGCCUUUCGUGCUCUAUGAGCAGUUCAAAUUCUUCUUCAAUCUCUACUUCCUUCUCGUUGCGUUAUCGCAGUUCAUCCCUGCUUUGAAGAUCGGCUUCAUUGCGACGUACGUCGCGCCCCUUGCUUUUGUUCUGGCUAUCACAAUCGGCAAGGAAGCGCUGGACGACCUUGAGCGUUACAGAAGGGACAACGAAAGCAACAGCCAACCUUAUCGCACCCUUGUGCAAGCUGCUCGACUCAGCAAGAAAUCGCGUCGGCGAGGUCGUAUGCAGCUCGAUGCCGAAAGCGAAGGCGACAAGGCAGUGUUCCUGAAUGUGCCAAGCAGCCAGCUCAAGGCCGGGGAUCUGAUAUUCUUGCAAAAGAACGACCGCGUUCCGGCAGACGUGAUCCUUCUCAAGGCCAUCGGAGGAGAUCACAGCGCGAGUCCAACUGAAGACCAAUCAGAUGAGCCGCUCGGAAAAGAAGGUUUCAAGAUUGUGCUGGGAGAGGAGCUCGAUCAGCAGCACGGCCCAAGUGCAGUUGUGCGGAACACUGGUGAUGGCAUUGGCAAUGGGGCUGACGCUGGAGCCAGUGAACUAAAUGGGGAAGAAGCCGGAACAUGCUUCAUCCGAACAGACCAGCUCGAUGGAGAGACCGACUGGAAGCUGCGAGUCGCAGUCGAUCUCACACAGAACAUGUCAAAUGACGAAUUGGUCCAACUCGGUGAACGCGCGAGCGUGUACGCCGGCCCGCCCAUCAAAGACAUCCACACCUUCUUUGGUAACUUUACGCUCCACCCAGACCCAAGCGACACUUGCUCGGCUGGAGCGCCCCUUGAUCCAGAGCGAGGAGGUCCCGCCGUCGGAGACCUUCGGAACCGCGCCUCUCCAAGCCGUAAAGGGCUUACCGCAUCCGAGCAUCUAGAUGGCACUUCCACCCCUAUCGCAAUGGGCCUACAGUCGCAAGUGUCGCCUCUGACCGCAGAGAAUUUGCUGUGGGCCAACACAGUUCUCGCCGCAGGUAGUGCCGUCGGCCUCAUCAUCUACACUGGUCGCGAAACACGCGCAGUCAUGAACACGAGCCACCCGGAGACCAAAGCUGGUCUUUUGGAUCUGGAGAUCAACCGCCUCUCGAAGAUCUUGUGCGCCUUCACCUUUGCCCUUUCCGCCGGCCUCGUCGCUUUGAAUGGAUUCAGGGGAGAAUGGUGGGUGUACGUGUUCCGCUUUCUCAUUCUCUUUAGUUCUAUCAUCCCAAUCUCGCUGCGCGUCAAUCUGGAUAUGGGCAAGACAGUCUACGCAAAGCAAAUACAAAACGACCCAGAGAUCCCAGGGACCAUAGUCCGAACGAGCACGUUGCCCGAGGAGCUCGGCAGAAUUGAAUACCUGCUCAGCGACAAGACGGGUACCCUCACCCAGAACGAGAUGGAGCUCAAGAAGCUGCAUAUGGGCACGAUGAGCUACGGAUGGGACGCUAUGGACGAAGUGGCUGCUCAAUUGGCUAGCGGUCUGGCGCAUAUUCAAUCGCACAAAGAAGAUACAAGCAGGGAAACCACGAGCCCCAGCAAAGCUCUGGUGAAUCCCUUCCUCGCUGCUGGCGCAGUGUUGGGUGGAAGGGGGAGGCGCGACAUGAGCUCCAGGGUGAAAGAUGUCGCGCUCGCACUCGCGCUCUGCCACAAUGUCACCCCUGCCUUUGACGAAAGUGGAGCAGUGACAUACCAAGCUUCGAGUCCCGACGAGGUCGCCAUUGUUCGAUGGACCGAAUCAAUCGGCCUCACGCUCAUCGCGCGCGAUCGGACUUCCAUCAGCCUGCGUGCUUCCUCUAGCGACACGACCUUGUCUUUUUCCAUCCUCGAGAUUUUCCCAUUUACCUCCGAAAGCAAGCGCAUGGGCAUCGUAAUUCGCGAUAAUUCGACAAAGGAGAUCGUCUUUUACCAAAAGGGCGCGGACGUCGUCAUGUCCAAGAUUGUUGCAGAAAAUGACUGGCUAGACGAAGAGUGCGGUAACAUGGCACGGGAAGGACUGAGAACGCUCGUGAUCGCUCGUAAGCGAUUAACCGAAGAUGCGUGGCUCACAUUCGAACGCCAGUACAAAGCUGCCCGCGUACGAAUGGAAGAUCGCAAUGAGGCGAUGGCACAAGUUGUGUCCCAACACCUGGAACUUAAGUUGGAGCUGCUUGGCCUUACAGGCGUCGAAGACAAGUUGCAGGAUGGUGUGAAGACAACAUUAGAGUUGCUGAGAAACGCUGGCAUCAAGGUCUGGAUGCUGACGGGGGACAAGAUUGAGACGGCCACGUGCAUUGCGAUCUCUUCUAAAUUGGUGGCGCGAAAUCAAUACGUCCACCAGGUUGCCAAGCUCAAAUCACUCGAGGCUGCACGAGACACGGUUGAUUUCUUGCGUUCAAAACUCGAUUGUUGUCUCGUCAUCGAUGGCGAGUCGCUUCAGCUCUUGCUUGACAACUUCCGCCUCGAGUUCAUUGAGCUCGCAACACAGCUCACCGCUGUUGUGGCCUGCAGAUGCUCGCCGACGCAAAAGGCGGAUGUCGCCCGCUUGAUCCGCGAAUAUACAAAGAAACGUGUUUGCUGCAUCGGAGACGGUGGCAACGAUGUCUCCAUGAUUCAAGCCGCCGACGUUGGACUUGGCAUCGUGGGGAAAGAGGGAAAGCAAGCGUCUCUGGCAGCCGAUUUCUCGAUUCUCCAGUUCAGCUACGUUACAAAGUUACUCGUAUGGCACGGAAGAAACAGCUACAAGCGUUCAGCAAAGCUGGCUCAAUUUGUCAUCCACCGUGGCCUGAUCAUCUCAAUCAUCCAAGCCGUCUUUUCCGCCAUUUUCUAUUUUGCUCCCAUUGCUCUGUACCAAGGCUGGUUGAUGGUCGGGUAUGCCACAAUAUACACCAUGGCUCCGGUGUUCUCGCUCGUCCUUGACCGCGAUGUUAGUGAGGAUCUUGCUCUCCUGUAUCCGGAGCUUUACAAAGACCUGACAAAAGGGCGGAGUCUCUCGGCCAAGACCUUUACUGAGUGGCUCAUCAUCUCUGUCUACCAAGGGGGUGCGAUCAUGCUGUUGAGCCUGAUCUUGUUCGAGAACGAGUUUCUCAACAUCGUCAGCAUCAGCUUUACAGCGUUGGUGGUGAACGAAUUGAUCAUGAUUGCGCUAGAGAUCACGACUUGGCAUGUCUACAUGGUUAUCUCGGAGAUCGUCACACUCUUUCUCUAUUGCGUAAGCAUCGUCUUUCUGCCCGAAUUUUUUGACCUCAAGUUCGUUCUGUCCCCACGCUUCCUGUGGAAAGUUGCUCUCAUCAUUGCUGUCAGCAGCUUUCCGCUAUAUGUCAUCAAGAUCGUGCGAUCGAGGUUGGCUCCACCUAGCUACAGCAAGCUUGCGACAUCGUAGAGGGGGGCCUCUGCUGCAUACCCGCUCAACUGUAUCCUACUUCGCAAAUAUACCAGUCC